GUUCGAGGUAAACUGCACGCAUUCGUCUUCUGUAUUUCUGAUGUUCUGUUUAUAAUUAGGCAGACGUUGCUUCCUUGCGUAUGCUCGUUUUGCAUUCGUCAAUUGCAUUCAGUUUUCUCAAACUAAACAAAUGUUUUGUUUAUAAUUUGGAGACCCUUUCAUGGCUUAUUCUGCAUAUCCUGACAAAGAAGUACCAUCUACUAGUCUUACAAUGGUUGAUAGAUUGCCUUCAAGUCCUACAAAUACUUAUAUUAGUGGCAUACACUUUGAUCUAAAGCCUUCGUUAAACAGGUCUUUAUGGAAAACCUGUUAUGUAUUUCGAGAAGGAAGAAAGGGAGGGAAAAUGACAUUUCAAGGAAAGGUUUAUAAUUACUUAGAGCGUCCAACUGGUUGGAAAUGCUUUGUGUAUCACUUCACUGUAUUUUUAGUUGUUUUGGUGUGUUUGAUAUUCAGCGUUUUGUCUACUAUCGAUCAGUAUACAGAGUUUGCUAUUGAAACCUUGUUCUGGAUGGAAACUGUAUUAGUUGUGUUUUUUGGAGUAGAAUAUUUGAUACGCCUGUGGGCUGCUGGUUGUCGAAGUAAAUAUAUGGGACUUUGGGGUCGACUAAGGUUUGCCCGAAAGCCUAUCUCUAUUAUUGAUCUCAUCGUUGUAAUUGCAUCCAUAUUAGUGCUUGCCCUUGGAUCUAAUGGUCAAGUUUUUGCAACAUCUGCAAUAAGGGGAAUUCGAUUUCUUCAAAUCUUACGCAUGUUACAUGUUGAUCGGCAAGGAGGGACAUGGCGUCUUCUUGGUUCAGUUGUGUUUGUUCAUCGUCAGGAGCUUAUUACAACUCUAUACAUUGGAUUUUUAGGCCUCAUAUUUUCUUCAUAUUUCAUGUAUUUAGCUGAAAAAGAAGACGUUGGUAUAGUAGGAAAAUCAGAUUUUACAAGUUAUGCAGAUGCCUUAUGGUGGGGAGUGAUAACAGUUACUACAAUUGGAUAUGGUGAUACUGUUCCUAAAACAUGGAUGGGCAAAAUAGUAGCAUCUUGUUUCUCUGUUUUUGCUAUUUCAUUUUUUGCAUUACCAGCUGGCAUUCUUGGUUCUGGUUUUGCUCUGAAAGUGCAGCAAAAGCAACGUCAGAAGCAUUUCAAUAGACAAAUUCCUGCAGCUGCAACAUUAAUUCAGUGUUUAUGGAGAUGUUAUGCAGCUGAUAAAUCUUUUAUGUCCACUGCAACAUGGAAAAUUCACAUCAAAGAUUCGGAAUUGGGUAAUUCUUCUAACUUCAAUACACCUUUGAGCAAGCUGCUGCUGCUUUCCCGAGAAACUGGUGACAAAGGUUUGUUUCCAGGAGUUUCUAAAACAUUUCAAGAAACAUGGCAGGUGGCCAAAAAGGCGAGUGUUCUGAAAAGAAGAAAGUCUAAAACCAAAAUUGAAGUUCUCUUAAGUAGCAGUAACAAUGAAUUAUCUGCCCAGCAAAGAGAGAGUGACAAUGAAAUAAAUGGAGAAGAAAACAAAUCGGGUUUAACCCGUCAAAGAUCAAUAAAAAAAGAUUUUAAACUACAGUGUCAAGCAGCACAAGCCCAAGCAUAUCAAAACGAUGUAGGUUCUGAUGAAAUUGAAAUAGAUAUUGAUGACCCACCCAUGCUGACAGUACUUACUGAAGCACACAAAAACGCCAUUCGUGCUAUAAGAAAGAUAAAAUAUUUUGUUGCUCGUCGGAAGUUUCAGCAAGCUCGUAAACCAUAUGAUGUUAGAGAUGUCAUUGAACAGUAUUCACAAGGACAUUUAAAUAUGAUGGUUCGUAUCAAAGAGCUUCAAAGAAGGCUAGAUCAUACUCUUGGGAAACCAGGUUCUUAUCUUGCCGAAAAGGGUAUGAAGCCUAUGACAAUUGGAGCUCGUUUGCACCGCAUGGAACAACAACUGGUAAAUCUGGAUCGGAAGAUGGAUGUUGUUAUAUGCACUGUAAACAUGUUAGUAGAAAAAUUGACUAGUGGACCAGUAAACGUUGAACAGGAUAUAUAAUGAAUUGAAAAUUAACAUUUGUCUUAGUUUGCUUUCUUUUCUGUCAUCUAUUUUAUCUUUUAAAUCUCGCUGUAGCAUUUAAUAAUUAGCAUUUUUCUUGUAAACUGUUUGAAUAAGGUUCUUUCUGCCCAGUUAGACUCAGUAUCCUGAGAACUAUUUUGAAUUUUAGUUUAUUUCUGAUCACAAUGUUGCAAAAAGAAAAGGCUCUUUCUAACCAAAACUAGAAGACGAAUAAUGUUUUAGGUGUGAAGAAUUUCCAGCCUUAAUUUUUCAUAGGCUCUUAGGGAUUUGCUUUCUGUAUUUUUAACAUUUUUAUAAAAUAAAGAAAAAAUAAUUUUAAUAAUAAUGAUAAUCAAAAUAAUUUUUAAUAAUAGAAAAUGUCUAUUUAUGCAGACAUAAUUGUUAAAGUUUGUCUUUCAGUUGUAUGUGGAAUUUAUUUCAAACUUCUUAAUAUUUUUUUUUAAAUACAUUGUAAACGAUUGAAACAACCGAGAUAUAAGAGCUUGUUUAUCUAUCAAGGAUUCGUUUCCAGUCAUAUAGCCUAAUUCUGUUUUUUUUUUCCCCUUCUCUUUGUGUAUUGCGUUUAUUUUAUCCAUAAUUCUGAUAUUUUCAUUAAAUAAUCUUGCUUUUUUUUUUCUUAGUUAUUGGAAGCUGUUCGAAGGGUUACUUUGCAUGAUUUUACUCAAAAUGUUUCAAUCGCAAGUAUCUCGUUAAAAUAGGAGCCAUUCUUAAAAAAGAUUAAAUUUGAAUGUUAUUAAUAUUCUAAAUUUAAAAUAUCUUUCUAAAAUAUUCUUAUUUAGAUAUUUACAACUCCAACUGAUAAUUUCUUGUUAGCACAUUGUUUUUCUUUUAUCAUGAUGUUUUUAGACGAAUAAUGUGCACUUAGAUAUUUGGAAAUAUCAUGAUCAUAUUUUAGUGUAUCUAGCUACUCAUACCUAAUAUUUUUUAAAAAGUAAGCCUCAAAACGCCUUAAUCAAAUCCCGAAUAAGUAUCAAAACAUUUGUUUACUAUACAUCAAACUACAGAAUUUUUUAUCUUUUUUAUUUAGAAAUGUUUAAUUUUGGCAGCUUUUUUAGAAGCAAUACCUACGUAUUUUUGCUCUUAUUUAAGGCUACCUUUUAUAUUGCUAAUAUUAAGAUUAUAAAAAUGUAAAAUUUAUUGAACUGUGAGCAAAUUCUGAGUAAUAUAUAAUGUAAUUAUCCUGUAACUGCACUAGUGGCGUACCGCGCGGGGAGGAAAGGAGUAUAAUUGCAGUCUUAGGGGGCGCCAUAGAUUAAACAUUAUGUUUGUCUCUUUCUCAAGUGAAAUAUCAUGAAGACGCUGGAAAAUGGUGGCAUGUCUUAGUUUCCAUUUACGUUUGAUGAUGAUUAAGGGACGAAAAUAAUGGACAUCAAUUCUUGCACAAACUUAGUGCUUAGUACUGGUUCUAAAGAACUUGCUUACACAUCAGUGUGUAAACAAUGUUUUGCCAACUCAUACAAUUAGUUGUCGUGUAGUGUACACAGAAGUUGUAAUAAAAGUUUAAUAUCAUCGAUGCAUGAAUAAUAUAUACACUUUUGUUAUACAUCUUUUCAUUAUUCUAGAUAUAAUUCUAGACGAUUUAAAGUCGCAUAGUCGAAUGAUGUUGCCUCCUUUUAAAUUGAAAUCAAAAAUGGGUGUAGCAUAAAGAGGAUAACAAUAUCUUGAAGUAAAGUUUUGCAUUUUUAAGUAAUAUAUCUUUUUUUGUCUGUAAUCUGUUUAUUACUUGACUCGUCUUAAAGUAAUAUUUUAGUCAUUUGUCAUAUAAUAUGCUUGAUAACUGUAUGUAAAUAAUCUGUGAAAGCUGUGAAUAAUCUGUUUUUUGGUUUUUAAAAGUAUUUGAAUGAGUAAGGUAAUUUCUUAAGGCAAUUAAUUUUCUAUAUUCAUACCACUUAACACUAAACUUACUGACAUUUUACAACACAUUGAUGCUACCAUUCGUAAACAGUCAUCUGACCUGUUGCAAUUAGUUUAGUGUUACACAUUUCCAAUAAAUUUAUUCAAGAUUGAAUGCAAAAUAUUAAAAAAAAAUCCAAAAAGGUCUCACUUUCGUAUUGUGAAAACGUCUGUGAUAUUUAGAAUGACAUCCUGGUAUAAUAAGUUAUAUUUUUCUGUAACACAACUUGAAUAGCCCCUCCCCCUCUCCUUCGCUUUAUUACUAUAUGAAGAGAAAUCGUCCUUUGCACCAUUUUCAUGUAGUAGCAUAUUUCUAGGAAAUAAAUAGAAUAACCUUUGUUUGCAUUAAUGGUACCGAAUUAGAUUGCAGAAAAAACUCCUAAAAAAGCUUUUUAUAAAGUUUUUAAAAUGUACUAUAAAAAAUUUGAUAUGCGAAUUUUACGAAUUAUAUAUUAUGACAUCUUAAUCUUUUUUUUUUUUUUAACCAUCAGGAAUUUCAUGUUUUAAAGUAAAAUUAGAAGUCAAAGGUAGUCUUACUCGCCUAAUAUCAACUUAAUUUUUUUUUUUUCAGAAUUUUUGUAAAAGUGCUUUAUUUGUUUAUAACUUUAAAACUGAAUUGAUUAAUUCUUAAUUAUAUUGAAAGAUGUUCACUUUUGUUAUUUGGUUCAAGUUCUAAAAGAAGUUUGCCUAUUUUAUUAUCUCAUUUUUAAUAGUGGGCUUUUGGUUCACAUAAAACAUGCUGAAUAUCAUACUGUAAGAAAUAAGCUUUUUAUCUAAUUUAAUUUGGAACAUUUAAAACAUGAUAAAUUUAUCCAUCCACCUCCAUCGCGUUUUCGGUGUAUACAGUUUUUCCAACAUAUAUUGAAAUUUAUAAUUGUAUAAAAUCGGUAAUACCAGAAAGAAAUAAACCUCUAAAUAAAAUUUUUCGCAACUUGAAUUUUGCAUAUGAAUACAAAGAGAAUAUGACCUGACAACAUUCUGUAAUUUCACAUAUUGUAUGUCAUUAAUUGAACCAUCAUUAAAUUGAUUUCAUUCCUAAUAUUUAGAAGAGAAAACACUGCAUACUCAAUAAAUAUACAUUGUAUUUCAAAACAAUUGUUUAUUUGACUGAUUUGAUAUAUAUUUUCAUGUAGUUAUGCAACAAUUUUUGAGUCAAGACUCGUAGUGUUCAAGAAAUAUUGAUGAAGCAGUCCUGUGUGUAGUGGUAUGAAGAAAAAAAUUCAGUUUUUGUUUUGUUUUUUUUUUACUUUCAAUGCUUUUUUUUGUACAAGCUUUUUAAAUAUUUUCUUGUCAAAUAAAAUAUAAUUUGAAAAAAUUUGAAGAAAAAAUUAUGGGAGUGUUAAAUUGUAUAUUUUUUUUAUCAUACGUAUCUCCUUGAUUUUAAAAAGCUACUUAUUGUUACAAAUGUGUGAAGUUGUUGAGAGCACAAAAUUAGAAGUAUCUACUAUAUAUUUUGGAAGAAGCACACUUUACCAUUUAGAUAUUUUUAAAAUAUGUUGUGUCUUGCAAUUUUCAGACUUCAUAUAAAUGUUUGAUAGCAUAUAUUAAAGCUUUUGUAAACACUUUCUUAGGAUUCCCUGAAAUUUUUUCCAGAUAAAAAAAUUGUUAUCGUUUUAAUAUAUGAAAUUCUGUCAAGUAUUGUAUAAAAUUUUAUAGAUGUUUUUAACAUAUAUUGUGAAAUUGUGUCGUCAUAUAAAAUUAUAGAAAUGUCAAUAUAGUUGGCAACUUGAUAAUUUUUUUAUUAUUUGGGUUGCAUUUUUGUGUGUCUCUUUAUAAAUGCACUGCUUUACAUUUUCUUCCUAAUAUGUACAUUAUAUUUGGGAUAGCGCGAAAAGCUGCAAUAAUAUCUGUGAAUUUAUAUUUUUACGAUGUUUGCAGAGAUUUUAAAUUUUGAAAUGUGAGUAUUUUAUUUUUUUAAUAAUUCAUGAAACUAUAAAUGGAUAAAUUGUUGCACAAAUAUCAAUUUGGUGAAAGCCUAAAGAAGAACUCACAAAUGGGAAAAAAUUAUUUGCCUAAUCCCUUAAAAAUAUUUUAUUCAUUUGCAGAAGUUAACAACAAUGACGCAGAGUUUUACAGAUGAACGAUAUAUUAUUUAGUAGAAGUUAAUUUCGGUAUGAAAUAGCAUUGUUGUUUUUUAAUAUAAUUUCCUGUGAUUGUAAUAAGUUUUUUAAAAAAAACGCUGUGGUUUCUGUUCAUGAGUGAACAUUCUUUUGUAUGGCUGCGAAAAAAAAUGUUAUGAUAUCAAGUGCUAUUUUCAUCGAUUUGAAACUAUUUUACAUGAUAAAAAGAGCUGGCAUUUGAUGGAUCUAUUGAAAAAUUACACUCGUGUUUCAAUAUCAAGUGAGCUUAUAAAAACAACUUUUAUUUGCUUGAAUUAUAGACUUAUGUAUGUGUAUUAAGAUAUAUUAUUACCUCUAGCAGUGUGUACCCAAGAAAGAAUAUGUAGAUUUAUUCUUGGACCUCUCCCAUCCACAUACAAUAUUCUAGACCUCAUUAUCGUGAUGUUGAGUGUAUGUUCUUUAAAAGCAGUGCUUGAUUAAAUCCUAGUGGCAGACUAGGUUAUUGAAGUUUUCACUCCCACCUCCAACCCUCUCCAACUUCCAAAAACAGAUUUUUUUUUAUAUUGAUUUUAUUUAAUUUGUGUAUAAACAGUUUCAAGUAGAAAAUAUUAUGAUAAGUUAAAAUGAAAGAAUAUAUUAUUGUGAGUCACCUUCAUACGAGUUAGUUUCCAUAUCUCGAGUAAAAAAUUAAUUUAAAAUAAUAAUCAACAAAUUAUAAAGGAAUUGCAACAAUUUUUAACACAAUAUAAAUAUUCUGAUUACAAAUCUCGCUACAGCGAAAAAAUACCCGGACCAUACUUAGUGGGUGGCAAACUGGAAACACGAAAAAAAAAAUCCCAGGAAUAGUGUUUAAAUUUUAUAUAAUCGGUUAUAAUUUGAAUAAGUUUGAGUACAGCAAAUGAAAAUAAGGAAAAAAAUAAUAUCGUGAUCCUCCCAACCUUGAAAGAUCCAUAAUCAUUUGUGUAUUUAAUAAUCCAUGUUUGAUAAAAACACGUUUUGAAAUAUCUUUAUGUAUCCUCUCUGUAGCAAACAUAAGUAUUUCAUAAAUUUCCAAUUUAAAACUUCCAUAAUAAGUGAUCUGCUCAAUAGCAUUGAUCAUAGUUCUCAAAUUAAAAAAAAAAAAAUCUAUACAUUCUUUGGAUAUUUAAACUGCAGAAAAUUUAGUUAUGGUUGUUCCUUCUAAAGAAUUGUCUUUUUCUCUCACUCUUAUUCCCCCCCCCCCUUCUUUCAUUACAUUAAUAUUUUUUCUAUGAAGUUUAUAUGAAUAAUAUUGAUUUAUUUUAUCCUUCAUGUCAUUUUCUUCCAAAUUUUGUAACUAUGCAUUUUGAUUUUAGGCCUAUCUACAUAUUCUUUUAUCACUUUAUUAAAUUAAUGUAUGUUUAUAAUAUAUAUUUUUUCUCAAAUUUAUUUAUGGAAAGCUUGUAGUAAUGUAAACACAUUUUAAAUAAUAUUUUAAAAGUUCAACAGUUGUGUGGUAUUAUUUAACUUUUGAAGCUUGUGUUGUAAAAAUUUAGUUUUUUUUAAUUUAUUUAUUUAAAUGAAAUACCAAUUUAAUAAUCGAAACUUUGUUCCACAUUAAUAAAUGUUGAUGUAUGUUGUGUACUUAGCUUAGCGAUUCAUUUGUUUAUACCUAUGUAAGUUUUAUUUCUAAAUAAUUUACUGAAUGACCCCUUAGAAAAAAACCUAUUAUUAAUAGGGUUUUUUCUAAUAACUAUUGCAUAACUGACAAUAGCUCUGUUUAGUUGUUUCCCUAAAGUGUUUGUACUUUCUUUGAUUCUUAAAAAGUGGAAUGCUUGCAUUAGUGUCAUUAAUAUUCAAAGGCAUUCGAGAAUUAGAUAUUAAAGCAUAUUAUUGUCCAAUUUUUCAUACUUUAAUUUUUUUUAGUAAUCUCUUUUUGAAAUAGGAAAUUAAGUACUAAAAAUAAUUCGGAAAUAAUUUUCACAGAAUAUUCAUUAUUCCCAUAUCAAAAACAUUAAUCUUCGACAUUUCUAUAAUGUUAAGAUGUUGAAAUUGAUUCUUCUUUAGGCAUUGUCUGCUCGGAGACAUUCAUUUUAAUUGAAACACUUUUUAGGGUUGUAAUAAGCAGUAGCUAAAUUUAUGUGUAUUUCUUGUAUAAAUAUUGUUUUUAUAUUCUUUAUUUACCUUCUUUCAUAUUUGUAAAGACGGAAUUUUAUAAUUGAUAUUUAUCCCACUUUCUGAUGUUCUUCGAGCUCUGAAAUUUCGUACAAACUUUGUGUUGUUGAUGAAAAUACCAGUUUUAAUGUUUGCAGAACUCGAUUACCAAUUAAUUGAUUAAUUUUUAUUCUAUACAAAGGAUGCCAGCCAGUGAUCAAUAUAACAAAAAAUUGUUUCAAACUUUCAUAUUUUAUGUAAAUAAAUUCUAAACUCAGCAAUAAGCAGAAAAAUACUGUUUCUUAAAAAUAUGCUUUUAAUUAGUGUGCUAAAAAGUUUUGUUUUGAGGAAUCUGGGAUAAGGGGUUAAAUGUAAAAGUGUAAAGCCCUGAAAACAAAACGAUCAAGACAUCAAACUAAGUAUAAUAAAAAAGAAAAUUCCUGAACGUUAAAAAUUAAAAUUCAUUAGAAAUGUGAAUAGAAUUGGAGUUUAUUUUGUAAAUAUUUCUAUCUGCACUUCAAGCUUUUAUGUUUUUGUUUGAGCCUCCGAAUUUUUAUUAAAAAUUACUAAUAAUCCAUGUUAUAGUUCCAUAAUGAAAUGUAUUUUUACAAAAGAAAAAUAUCCACAAAACAUUAUGAAAGAGAAAGAAAAUACUUCAAAAUGAAAUCGUUAAUCAAAUUUGGAGGACUUCUUUUAUGUGUUAAUUUGAAUCAAAAGGCAUCAUCUAUCUGCACUUUAAGUGUAUUUUUACAGUGAUGAAAUUAAACGUUUCAUUAGUAAUAUUCAACAGUGUAUUUUGACAAUAAGACGUCACAGACUCAAUAAAAGAACUGCCAAUAGGUUUUUAGCUCCCUCCCUCUUCCAAGGAUCUCGAGGCCAGUUCGUCCAACGUCUGUGCGGAAAACCGAACUUGUUUUAAUUUUUUUUUUUAAUGAUUUUCCCUGGCUGGUUUCAUUUUGUAAUGAAAAUGGACUUGUUGUUUCUGAAUUGAACAAAAUGAAAAAUGUGCAAUAAUUUUUUAAAGGGAGCAUAAGUUUUCUUGAUAGUUUUUAUAUGAUAGGCUAACAUCAAACCUUUCAGUUAUAUUCUAGCUAUUUUUUAUAGCAGUGGUAAUAUAUUCUAUUGCAUAAUAUUUUAUUUGCACUGUUGUAUGGCUUUUCUUCAUGGAAAAAACAAACCCUUAUAGAUAGUAAUAGUGCUCUGCCAAAAUCGCCUGUAUAUAUCGAAAUUGUUUGGUGCAGAGUAGCUUGUUUAUGCUCUUAUAAAUCAUAGUAAUAAAAUGCACAUUGAUAGAAAUAAAAAAAUUGAAAUAAUACUCAGAUUCUGAAUAGAAUAAACUGUUACCUGUGCAUUUACGUUGCUGAUAAAAAUACAUGCAGCUUAUAUGGAGUUCAGUCAUAAAAUUUGGUUCAUUAUUACCAUAUUUAUUCAUAGGUUUGUUGUUUACUGCAGUUAAACUAUAAGCAUUUUCUUCUCAGCUGCGCUAUUGCUACUCCUCACUGAAUAACUAUUACAUAUAUUUUAAGAACGUAAUGAACCAUUUUAUUGAUGAUUGAAAACUUGAAUUGUGUGUUCGCCGGACAUUCUCUUAAUUAUAAAUUGUACAGCAAAAUUUAAUAGAGAUUUUUUUGGAGGGGGAGGGGUGAAAUUCUCAUUUAAAAUGUUUUUUAUACCUAUUUUUAGUUUAAUGAUCUUACCAUCUUUUUCAAAACAUGAUUUGCAUGCAUUUUUUCAUUUUUUAAAAAGAAAUAUUAUAUUCAAGUACUCAUCAUGUUGAAUAUAUUCUUUUAUAUUCAACAUUAUAGCAAAACUAUUUUCAGAGGAUGCCAUAUUCUGUAAUAACUAGACAUAUUGUAUUAAGUAGAAAUGCUGAUAUCACUGGUAUAUUUCAUUAGAUUCAUCUUGUGAGUAAAUUUAUAAAAUAAUAUAUAAAAUUGUGGCAGUAGUUUAUGCUAUCUUUAUUUCCCCCCUAUCUUUUGAAUUUUUUUUUUUUAAUUUUGAUUUAUACAAGUUGCAUUUUUCAUAGGCUUAUUUAAAAAAAUUUUAAUUUCGAUCCAUAUCUCAUAAUUUUUUCCUGUAUUAUUUCGUGUAUUAAAAAUCUUUAGAUUGUUUUUAUAAUUCUUCCUAGCCGUUGUAUAUGAGCAUUAUUCAUUUAAUUUAGAUUUGAUUUACGUACCAUUGUAUGCCAAUGUUUUUGCUUGCUUUGAUUUUGAAACUACUCUUGCCGAUACAAAUGAUCAAAUGCUGUCCACAAAAAUUUUAAUUUAUGUUCGUACGCAGUAGAGAAGUACUAGUUUAUAAAGAUGUGUCUAAGGUCUCUGUUGUGAGAAAACCUUAAACAGACACUUUUAUACUGUCUGAUAGAAGUAUUUAGUUAAGCUGUAUUUUCCUUUCGAGUACUGUUGACAAUACAAUGUUUUUUAUAAAAUUUUUAUCAUGAUAGAAAAAUUCUUGCAAGUAUAGAUUAUUCCAAAAUUUUCCGUUUAUAUAUAAAUAGAUAAAUUAGAUGUAAACAGAUAUUAACAGCUGUGUUUAUAAAAUAUUGGAAAGAUUUUUGUUUGAUAAAAAAAAAAAAUUUUAAUGCAUCAGUAUGAAAUAAAUUAUUUGAGAAUUUCACUUUGUAUAUGUGUGAUUUUUGAUUUAAUUAUUCACAACAUGAAUUCUGCAGAAGAAAUACGAUUUUCAUAUUUGCUAUUAAAUAAGGUGGAAACUCACCUUACUUUCGCUUACAGUGAACAGCUGUUUUGUAUAUGUUGACCUUAAGAAAUAUGGAUUGCUGAAUCGAUAGAAGAAAGGAAGAUAAUUUGAUUAUUUAGUUAUUCUAUGUUAAUAUCAAAUAAAGUUCUGAAAGUUGACAUUUCUCAGACUGUUUAUUAAAAAUUAAAAUCAUUAUCGUCGUUAUGAAAAUACUAAUGGGCAAGUGAAAC
Messenger RNA from Argiope bruennichi, 11012 nucleotides. RefSeq names its product potassium voltage-gated channel subfamily KQT member 1-like. Gene Ontology annotation, molecular function: voltage-gated potassium channel activity. The record is from RefSeq and is a predicted model, not a curated record. Bases 161 to 1999 code for a protein of 612 amino acids. Gene Ontology annotation, biological process: potassium ion transport; transmembrane transport. The transcript is spliced from 18 exons. Lineage: Eukaryota; Metazoa; Arthropoda; Arachnida; Araneae; Araneidae. Gene Ontology annotation, cellular component: membrane.